Messenger RNA from Fusarium mangiferae, 315 nucleotides. RefSeq lists its product as uncharacterized. Lineage: Eukaryota; Fungi; Ascomycota; Sordariomycetes; Hypocreales; Nectriaceae. The record is from RefSeq and is a predicted model, not a curated record. The coding region runs from base 1 to 315 and encodes 104 amino acids. The transcript is spliced from 3 exons.
AUGCAACUCUCUCUCAAGGCACUCGGCCUUGGCCUCUUUCUUGCCCAAGCGGCUCAUGGUUCAAAGGACCACAGCAGUCACAACUGCUGCUUGCACACUCUUGAGGGGUGGAUUCCGGUAAACGAUUGGACAAAGGGUGUCUGCGCCAUGCGCUGGGGAUCUGUUGCGACAUUUGAUGGUGUUAAGUGCAUCCAGAAGCCAGGCAACGUCAUCAGCGAUGAUGACUUCUUUACCGCGUGCAAGCUGUAUGGGUACAAUGCUGGUUACAGAGAUGAUUGGGAGAAGGGCGCAGGCUAUCGCGGUACUUGCUCGUAG